Camellia sinensis is the source of this 2105-nucleotide messenger RNA. RefSeq names its product beta-glucuronosyltransferase GlcAT14A. Gene Ontology annotation, cellular component: membrane. The record is from RefSeq and is a predicted model, not a curated record. Gene Ontology annotation, molecular function: glucuronosyltransferase activity. Lineage: Eukaryota; Viridiplantae; Streptophyta; Magnoliopsida; Ericales; Theaceae.
UACAGAUAAACAGUUGCUAUAUAUAUGUGUAAAAGACCUAUUUGAUUGCCGCCUCGGUCAAAGUAAACAUACGAUUGAUGUGUUCUUCAUCGUCUUCUUCCCUUAAACGAGUAACAGAAAAGUCCUAAGUCAGAUUGAAAACUCAACAAUCAACAACUGACAACAGAAAUAAUCAAAAAAGAAAAAAAAAAAACCCACCUUUCUUUCACACCUGUCUCAAAAAAUAUACUAGUUUUGCUUCACAAGCUUUCUCUGUCUCUCUCUCAUCUCAAUUUUUUAUUGUUCUCUCUCUACACUGUACGUGUAUAAACAGGGCUGCACUCAUCAAACCCAGAUUACAACGUUUAUUUGAAGGAGUUUGAACGUUUGAUCCGUGUUUGAACAUUUUGUGACACCCUAUGCCAAUACAAAUUCAAAAUUUGGAAAACAAAUUGUUGAACCAAGGAUUGGGGAAGAGUGGGAUGUAAAGAAGAGUUGUUUGGUGGAGUUGGGUGAAAGGUUUUAGCCAUGGGGUCGAUGAACGUUGAGAAGAAAUGGGUAUUUCCUCUGGUUAUAACCUCGUUCAUAUGUGUAUUUCUCUUUGCAACCUCAUUCAACAUGGGUCUUGUUUCCUCGUUGCGCAAGAUCAAUUCAAUCAUUUCUAUUUUCCCAUCUCAUACCAAUCACACGGACCAACUUUUUGCGGAAAGCAAAGUUGUGCACACUCCUCCUCCUCCUCCUGCUGGGCCUUCUAUCCCUCGUUUCGCUUAUCUGAUUUCCGGGUCUAGAGGUGAUUUGGAAAAGCUUUGGAGAACGCUUAGAACGCUAUAUCAUCCACGGAACCAAUAUGUUGUCCAUCUAGACCUAGAAUCGCCUGUAGAAGAGAGGUUGGAGCUUGCUUCCCUGGUGGCAAAAGACCCACUGUUUGUCAAAGUUGGGAAUGUUCACAUGAUUACCAAAGCUAAUAUGGUUACUUAUAGAGGACCGACCAUGGUUGCCAAUACUCUUCACGCAUGUGCUAUCCUUCUCAAGAGAAGUAAGGAUUGGGAUUGGUUUAUUAACCUCAGUGCUUCAGAUUAUCCUCUUGUGACACAGGAUGAUCUUCUUUUCGUUUUUUCUGACUUAAAGCGAGAGCUGAAUUUCAUUGAGCACACAAGCCAUUUGGGUUGGAAGGAGGAUAAGAGAGCAAUGCCAUUGAUGGUAGAUCCCGGGCUCUACCAGUCAACGAAGCAAGAUAUAUUUUGGGCCACACCAGGGAGAGGUUUGCCAACAGCCUAUAAAUUGUUUACUGGUUCGGCAUGGAUGGUCCUUUCACGUUCAUUCGUCGAAUACGUCAUAUGGGGUUGGGAUAACCUUCCGAGAAUACUACUCAUGUACUACACAAAUUUCGUCUCCUCUCCUGAAGGCUACUUUCAAACCGUCAUAUGCAACGUGCCGGAGUUUGUCCAAACCGCCAUCAACCAUGAUAUGCACUAUAUCUCUUGGGACACUCCCCCGAAGCAGCACCCCCACACCCUCAAUCUAAACGACACAGCCAAAAUGAUUGCUAGUGGCGCUGCGUUUGCACGUAAAUUCAAGCAUAACGACCCUGUUUUGGAUAAGAUUGAUAAGGAGUUAUUGGGCCGAAGAAAUGGGAGCUUCACGCCGGGUGGUUGGUGUGCGGGUAAGCCCCGGUGUUCCAAGGUAGGGAAUCCUAACAAGAUUAAACCGAGUCCGGGAGCUCGAAGGCUGCGACGGCUCAUAGAUCAGCUACUUUUGUCGAGUAAGAAUGGUGAAAACCACUGUAAGUAAGAUUUCAUUGAAGCAUUAUCGUUGGAAAAAAGGCAAAUUGGAAAGUGUUGGUUCAAUCUACAAGCCCAACCAGAUUAAUCGGUCCAAUGGGCUAGAUAUCGAGUUAUCAAACCAAAAAAAAAAAAUCCACAAGCCCAAGUGUUUUUAAGAAUGUUGUAUCAAAGAGAGCAAAUUUUUAGUUUUUUUUUUUUUUUGGGGGGGUGGGGUGGUUAAAGUUAGCACCAUUGUCAUCUUAGGUUUUGUCACGGUUAAAAAUUAUGUAGUUACUUAUUUCUACUUUUUUUUUCUUCCCAAUUACCCAUAUUAAUUAUUCUUUGGUGUUCGCUUUUCUCUCA